Messenger RNA from Poeciliopsis prolifica (blackstripe livebearer), 2081 nucleotides. It is a transcript of the gene chn1, whose product is annotated as chimerin 1. Gene Ontology annotation, biological process: signal transduction; regulation of GTPase activity. The transcript has 7 exons. NCBI's taxonomy places the organism in Eukaryota, Metazoa, Chordata, Actinopteri, Cyprinodontiformes, Poeciliidae. The coding region runs from base 445 to 1449 and encodes 334 amino acids. The record is from RefSeq and is a predicted model, not a curated record. Gene Ontology annotation, molecular function: GTPase activator activity.
CUGUCAGCAUCCACACACAACAGUGCGCUGUCUCUGUUCCAGGGGAGAAUAUCAGCUCUGUGCAGGGAGGAGAGGAUUAGCUCAGCCACUCAUCUCAUCUGCAUUUACGUUCCUAGGGAAGCACAUGAGCAUCCAAGGCUGCACCCCUUUUGUAUAAAACCUGGCACUCCAAUCAUAGAGGCUGCACUUGAUCUGCUGUCUUGACUGUGUGAAGUUUCAAAGACUACAGUAUUUUUUUUUCUCUUAUUUCUAGGUGUUUUGCAUACUUUUCCAUCAUACUCUGAAAGGACUUUUAUGUUGGAGAUGUGCUUCUUUAACUGGGAAAAUGCAAGUCAUAUUGUUUGACAGUCACUUCUUUUAAAAAUAAUCAAGGAGACUAUCCUCAGUUUUUGGGACUUUUUUAACUCUUAUCUUUUUUUCCGUUUUGGGGAGUGAAGCUUCAAAAUGCCAUCUCGAGAGUCCUACAAUGUACAAAAGAAAGACAAGCCUCUGGUGCAAAAGGCCAAGAGAGAGGCCAAUCAGGAGGACAUUCUGGCGGCGGCUCUGGGAAUGAGGAUGGGGCCACAAAAACCUCCAGCCACUUUUUGGCAACCACUUAAACUGUUAGCCUACUCUCAGCUCACCUCACUGGUUCGCAGAGCCUCGCUGAAGGAGGUUGUCCAGACGCCCAGGUCUGAAAAAGUCCACAACUUUAAGGUCCACACCUUCCGGGGGCCUCACUGGUGCGAACACUGUGCCAGAUUUAUGUGGGGGCUGAUGGCUCAGGGGGUCAAAUGUGCAGACUGUGGUAUGAAUGUUCACAAAGAGUGCUCGGCUCAGGUGCCCAACGACUGCAAGCCUGACCUGAGACACGUCCGUAAGGUUUACAGCUGUGACCUCACGACCCUGGUGAAGGCCUACAACACAGCCCGACCCAUGGUGGUGGACAUGUGCAUACGGGAAAUCGAGUCCAGAGGACUGAAGUCAGAGGGCCUCUACAGAAUAUCCGGAUUCAGCGAUUCGGUGGAAGAAGUCAAGUCGGGAUUUGAUAAAGAUGGUGAGAAGACAGACAUCUCAGUGAACGCCUAUGAAGACAUCAAUAUCAUCACGAGCGCACUGAAGCUGUACCUCAGGGAUUUGCCAGUUCCUGUGAUCUCCUACGAUGCUUACCCCAGGUUCAUCGAGGCCACAAAGUCAACAGAUCCUGAGAAGAAGCUGGAAGCUUUCCGGGAGGCUCUCGCUCUGCUGCCGCCAUCACACAAGGAAACUCUCAAGUACCUCAUGGCUCAUUUAAAAAGGGUAACACAAAAUGAGAAAUUCAAUCUGAUGAGUGCGGAGAACCUCGGAAUUGUCUUCGGGCCCACCCUCAUGCGUGCGCCCAACCAGGACGCCAUGACAGCACUGAACGACAUCCGCUACCAGAGGCAGGUGGUGGAGGUGCUCAUCAAAAACGAAGAUGUGCUCUUUUAAGCUCUGAUCAAAACUGUUUUUCUGUUUUCCAGCUGUUCCCUAUGUGAAUACUUUUUGUAUUAUAAUGAUGGAUACUUCUUUUAAUGCCUUCUAUAUGGACUAGCAUCUGUUCUCGGUGCACAUGAUGCACCUUACACCUAUUUACCCACUCCCCAUUUUUGUCGGGGGGGGUUUUAGAAGCUGAUAGGCCCGCAUGCAUGGUGCAAGGUCUCUUUUAAUUUGUCGUUGUACCUUAGCUCGUGUUAAGAUUGUGAUUUUGCAUUAGUCUGUCCUGUAGGUUGUAGUUGUCAUCCACAUUCCUUUCUUGCUGGUUCUGCAUUUACUUCUGUGAAACUUUGUACAUCAAGAUGGAAAUAAGCUACUAAAUUUUCUUAGCUGAUUUUUAUGAUGCUGUAUUUUUUUACCUCCUUGAUCGUUUUUAAGUGACCCACAGUUUUUGGUUGAAUCGACUUUCUGUAUGUAAACGCUGCCGCAUUUGCCUGAUGGUAACAUUUUUAUUGUGCUAUAAAACGGCAAUAUUUGUGAAAUUAAUUUUGUACUGUAUUGUUUUUUUGUAUACAACCUGUGCAUGAUCACUUUAAUUUAUUAAACCCUACUUUGACAAACUCUUUAUGAAUUAUUGCCUUAAUAAA